Molecule: messenger RNA, 348 nt
Organism: Funneliformis geosporum
Lineage: Eukaryota; Fungi; Glomeromycota; Glomeromycetes; Glomerales; Glomeraceae
Source: the annotation of a GenBank genome assembly
AUGAUUGAGAUUAACUGCAAAGAUUAUUCUACAACCUGUUCAUGGCUUGUUGUGAAGAAAGAUAACGAGAAACUUCGGCCCGAGCGGUUCGUUGAGAAGAUUUCAAUCAAAAAAAAAGGUGUUUUUCGUCAAAAUUUUCGUGAGAGGAAUACAGCAUAUAAUAAUGAACAAGGAAUUUUUGAGACACAUGGUCACACGCAUAUAUGCGAUUUAUAUGAAAAUGUACAUCUCCAUUUUAUUAUUAUUCGCCCUAACGAUUGUCGAAAUUUAUUUUCUUUCACAAAUAACAAUCCGCAGAAAAAGAUAAGCAAAUGCUGGGAGAAUUCCGAAAACUCUGAAAAAAUAUGA